Anoplopoma fimbria (sablefish) is the source of this 541-nucleotide messenger RNA. RefSeq names its product NADH:ubiquinone oxidoreductase subunit B2 (gene ndufb2). The transcript has 4 exons. NCBI's taxonomy places the organism in Eukaryota, Metazoa, Chordata, Actinopteri, Perciformes, Anoplopomatidae. The record is from RefSeq and is a predicted model, not a curated record. The coding region runs from base 125 to 430 and encodes 101 amino acids. Gene Ontology annotation, cellular component: mitochondrial inner membrane.
GUCCUCACUGGAAGGUCGCUUAUUGACAAGGGGAGAAGGUGACUCCUCGACGAAAAGGGCAGUGCUGCUUAUAAAUCUCCCCCAAAUAACUGAAAUAAGACUGGUGUGUGCCAAGCAGGCCACCAUGUCUUCUUUUGGACGGGCGUUGGGAGUCCUCCGGACGGGAACUCAGCUCCUCAGACGCGGGACGCAAAAGAUAACGAGCAGAAAGGCCAGUGAUGGACCGCACAUCGAGCCCCAGUACAGGCAGUACCCCCAGAUAACCAAGAACCAGAAGUUCCAGUCGGAGCUCCUGAGCGGUGCCAUGUGGUUCUGGAUCCUUUGGCACUCCUGGCACGACCCUGAUGCAGUUUUUGGUCACUUCCCCUGGCCUGAUGCCUCUGCAUGGACGGAUGAGGAGCUUGGAAUCCCAGCAGAUGACGAGGAAUAAGAUCACCAUGAAGGAUUCAAGCUGCUGGAUAAGUCUUUGUGGAAAUCUUAAGGAUAUUCUGAAAGUCAGUGUUGUACAUAGACUAAUAAAAUUAUCUUUAAAUAUGUUAAA